CCGAGUCGGUCCCCCUUGACGUGUUCUUGCCCGACACGUAUGCGCCCGUCAUGCCUAUUGCAUCAGUCCGCCGCACAUCAAGUGCAUCGGAGACGCUCCCCCCGCCCCGCGCCAACACCCCCCAGACUGACACCCGGCCCACCAAGAUGCCAAUCACUCCGUCACCACGGCUCCGUCAUCAGCGCCGCCCAUCGGCGAUUAUCACCAAGAGACCUGCGCCAACCGUCUCUUUCCCUGCUGGACCCGUCGACGUCGAGCUCCCGGCCGUCGAGGAGGAUCAACACACUGCCGCCAAGGCUCUUAUGGGUCUGUGCUCCAAGGCGUGGGAGAAGGGCCGCAGUCCAACCCUCCCACCCACCCCCACGUCGCCCGUGCAUUGGCGCCUGUUGAAGGGCGACCUCCCUUCGCCAUCGUGGAUCGGCCGUCGUACGCGUCCUCCGGCGGUUGUGCCUCCCCCUGCUGGUUUCCACAGCAGCCCGCGUACCCUCACUUACGACGUCGAUCUGCCCUUCGAGGCUGGUGCCACACCCUCCCUCCCCGUUCCUCAGCAGACGGGUUACCGUGGCCUCGCUGCUUCCUACUUCGAGGGCAGCGUUAUCGAGCGCCGCAACAAGGUUUCAAGUCCGCCGUCGCAGCCGGUAUGCGAUCCGUGGGCUCCUCACUACUCCGCCCGCCGCAACUCAACCAUCUCAUUCUCAUCGGCAUCUUCUAGCGUUCUCCUCACGCCGCCGGCCGAGACUGUGUCGUUCACCGAGCCGUUCGCUCCCUCCACUCUGGAGAAGCUCUCCCUCGGCCCCUCGUUUGAGGAUUCGUACCACCCUCCUUGUCACCCGGCCUACACUACGAGCGCCGCGCAGGCGUACUCGCACGAGUACCGCUAUCAACAGUUUGUGAGCGCGUACAAGCCCCAGCCCUUGCGCAGGUAUCAGCCGGACUACCCCGCGCAGGGUCGCUAGCCCCACGGGCCGCUCGGCCCAUUACCCUCACGUCCUGUACGAAUCACCCACGCACCAACGCACCAACGCAACAUGCAAAGACACGAUCACUAAGCUAUAUGCCAGUCAAGCCCCAUCAGCAACAAUGGCCAGUCAAAAUACCCUGUUACCCCGUCCACUGUCCGCCCAGUUGUACCGGACUCUGCAGCGUCUCAUCACGCUUGCCACCUUCAUGUUUCGCACUUGUAUUGAGUUAUGAAAAUUUCGAUGCCCCUG
Molecule: messenger RNA, 1211 nt
Organism: Cutaneotrichosporon oleaginosum
Lineage: Eukaryota; Fungi; Basidiomycota; Tremellomycetes; Trichosporonales; Trichosporonaceae
Source: RefSeq, a predicted model, not a curated record